AUGGCAUCAAGCAGCCCCGAAGAGAAUCAUUCAACUACCAAAGCAGGAUAUUUUAGAUAUGAUAAACCUCGAUUCCUUAUUGAUGUGCUAGAUGAAAGGGCCCGAGUGUGCCCACAUGCGUUGUUUGGGGAAUAUACCAUUUUCCCAAUAAAUUACUCACAAGGCUAUCGCAAAAUUACUUAUGCUCAGUUAGCAAAUGCGGUAAAUGGAGCCGCCAAAUGGCUUACCGAGGAAUUGGGCCCCGCAAAAGAUUUCCAGACAUUGUCUUAUAUGGGGUGGAAUGAUUUUCGAUAUGUGAUUUUUAUUUUGGGAGCUGUGAAGGCGGGGUAUAAGGAAGGUUCUUAUUCAUUUCUUCUCCUCACAUCACCCCUCCUCACCGCCUCAGCAACCACUCAUCUCUUCACUACCAUGUCUUGCAAAGUGCUUUUAACCACUUCCUCUCAGCCUCCAACUGUAGCUCCCGUUGUGAAACUUCAUGAUUAUCUACGCGUUCUCACGAUUCCUUCUAUCGAGGAGCUGCUCAAUACCACUUACAAAUAUUUUCCCUACGAGAAAAAGUUUGAAGAGGCUAAAGGGGAAACAUUAGUUGCGCUUCAUACAUCUAGGACUACCGGACUUUCAAAACCGGUAAUUUAUACUCAUGAUUAUGCGGCUGCUUAUGUACGGGCGAUGCAGUUGGAGCUUCCAGAGGGAUUCGAGUCUUUGGAUAGAAAGAGUGAAGGCGGGAGGGUGUUUUCGCUUACUGCUCCUUUUCAUACUUCAGCCAUCUGCAUUAUGAUUGCAGCAAUAGCAAAUCAGACGACCCACAUUUUUCCGCCCGCGGUCACCAUUCCCACUGCAGCUCUUGCAGUGGAAGGACUCAAGCACACGAAUGAUGUCGUGGGGAUUCUUGGCGGCCGCCCACUAGUAGUAGAUUGUGCCAAAAACUCAGAGCUUCUCGAUUUUUUCGCAAUUCACGUCGGACUAAUGUGUUAUGGAUGCGGAGAUGUGGCACAAGCAUUGAGACGUAUUGUUUCUACCAAGCUGGAUCUAUAUACAUCCCACGGAUCCACGGAAUCCUUUCGACUUCAUCCUGAAGGGGAAAAUCUGUACGAAGCGUGUAUUGUGCGGAAUCCAAAACCUGAGGAUGAACAACCGGUUUUUAAACUCUUUCCUACGCUUCAGGAAUUUAGAACAAAGGAUCUGUAUUCUCCUCAUCCCACUAAGCCAGAUCUCUGGAUUUAUAAAAUGAGAUCAGAUGAUAUGAUUCCUCUCUCCAAUGGCCAAAUCGCAAACCCAUCAAUCAUGGAACAUGCGGUCCUUGACUGUACAGGUAUUAAAGAAGCCGUUGUGCUCCCUGCCCAGAAAAUCUGCCUAGAGAAUUAUAUCACGUGUAUUGCUCUCCUUAUCGAACCUACUACUGAAGGGUUGUCUAAUGAGCAGAAGGAUGGCUUAAUUGGAGAACUUUGGCCCAUUGUUGCAAAGACAAAUUCGUACUACAGAACGAAUGCCUUUAUUGAAAAGAAGCGCAUCUUAUUUGUAGAUCCACGAAAGCCAUUGGCUAGGACGGCGAAGGGGACUGUGAGCAGCAAGAGUGUUUUAGAGGAUUACAAGGAGGAGGUUGAUAAACUUACGUAG
This is a messenger RNA of Botrytis fragariae, 1617 nucleotides long. RefSeq names its product putative nrps-like enzyme protein. The transcript has 5 exons. The record is from RefSeq and is a predicted model, not a curated record. NCBI's taxonomy places the organism in Eukaryota, Fungi, Ascomycota, Leotiomycetes, Helotiales, Sclerotiniaceae. Bases 1 to 1617 code for a protein of 538 amino acids.